CGCAAUCCUUGCUUCCACAGGAGGAGAUCUUAUUCCUGGGAUGUCACAUUCUAUCACACGAUAUUUCAGAAGCGAGCCUCUGACCACGAGGUCGUGUUCAACCAGCUUUGAUGAUCGGUCAGAUGGGGGGACACUCCGGUUGUAAGAGCUGGUAUUUUCUCUCUUUGGUACUUAUCACGGUAUCUAUGAUCCUGCGUGCUGGACAGUCACCGAACGGCAGAAUUUGUUCAAUGGCUAUUAAUUAUCAAGGAGCGGGAGCGGAUGGAUCGAUGUUUUCUUAUGGAUUUGACGUGCUCCACCCGGGACUGCUCUACGUUGCCGUUCUGACCCAACCCAUAAUGUUCUUUCUCUUUACUUCUAAGUCACAUGUAUUGAAACUUGCCUCCAUCUCAAGAAAGAGAACAAGACAUCGCGUCAAAGUUGGCUUUGAGAGUCCAUGCAUGUAAAUUGAAUAUGUAAACUGAUGCAUAUAACUGGUACAACCCUUUUAAUCUAUGCGCGCUCGUCAUAACUCCCGCCGUUCCUAGGUACG
This is a messenger RNA of Microdochium trichocladiopsis, 532 nucleotides long. RefSeq lists its product as uncharacterized. The transcript has a single exon. Bases 111 to 446 code for a protein of 111 amino acids. NCBI's taxonomy places the organism in Eukaryota, Fungi, Ascomycota, Sordariomycetes, Xylariales, Microdochiaceae. The record is from RefSeq and is a predicted model, not a curated record.